AUGUCCCCGCGCGAUGUGUGCGUCGUCGACGAGCUGUCGGAGACUGAGUUGGUGUCAGCAACAGCAAAACUGCGGGUCUUCCGAACACGGAAGGACAGCGCGUGGAUGCAGUCUGGGGCUGAAGACGCGAAGGCACUGAAAAGGGGCGAUACGACUGUUUUUAUCGAAACACUAGCACAUGAUGACAACGAGCUUUAUGGGGAGGAUCCACUUGACGAGUUCCUGGCAAAAUUUGAUGCUCCAACCUUAAAGCAGAUUCACGUGCUUGUGUUGGUCCCGCAGGAUGACGAUAAGCAAGGGCGAGCACGUAAGGAGGCCAGAGUAAUACAAUUACCGACUAGAAUCGCGAAGGAAGAUGUGAAGCUCAUUGCAGACCUAUUAGACAUCGACAAGUGA
This is a messenger RNA of Phytophthora nicotianae INRA-310, 396 nucleotides long. RefSeq lists its product as hypothetical. The transcript has 2 exons. The record is from RefSeq and is a predicted model, not a curated record. NCBI's taxonomy places the organism in Eukaryota, Oomycota, Peronosporomycetes, Peronosporales, Peronosporaceae. Bases 1 to 396 code for a protein of 131 amino acids.